GCUUACAUGUUUUAGUAUCUACCAAAACCUAUAGAUAUUCUUUAUAGUAAAAAGCAAUUUAAAAAAAAAACGUUUUUGAAAUGGCGGUACCUUCUGAAAUUUUGUACAACGUUUUAAUGCCAAGCUCAGAGAUGCCAGAGGGCUCAGAAAAAGUCAAAGGUUACGAUUUCAACGAAGGAGUUAAUUAUAACAAGCUCUUAUCAACUUAUGAAAAUAGCGGGUUUCAGUCAACGAACUUCGGAAGGGCUGUUGAAGAAAUUAAUAAAAUGAUACAAUUGAGGAAAGAACCACUCAGUGAAUCAAGUUUAAACAAAGUUUCAUUGAAUCCAAUCGACCGUUUGAAAACAAAUUGUUCCAUCUUUCUUGGCUUUACAUCGAAUAUGAUUUCAUCCGGCAUAAGAAGCACUAUUAGAUUCCUGGUUCAACACAACAUGGUGGACUGUGUGGUUUCAACAGCAGGGGGGAUUGAAGAAGACUUUAUUAAAUGUUUAGCUCCAACAUUUAUGGGGGAUUUUAAUCUAAAGGGAAAAGAUCUUCGUAUUAAAGGAAUAAAUCGAAUUGGCAAUUUAUUGGUGCCGAAUGUAAAUUAUUGUAAAUUCGAGGAUUGGAUAAUGCCCAUAUUUGAUGAAAUGUUAAAAGAACAGAAUGAAGAAAAGGUUAAAUGGACGCCAUCUAAAGUUAUCUGGAGACUUGGGAAAGAAAUUAAUGAUCCAGAAUCAGUUUAUUAUUGGUGUUAUAAGAACAAGAUUCCUGUAUUCAGUCCUGCUUUAACUGAUGGAUCCAUUGGUGAUAUGUUGUAUUUUCAUUCCUAUAAGAACCCUGGUUUAAUCAUAGACAUAGUGGAAGACAUUAGAUUAAUGAACAAUCAAGCAGUCUAUGCAGCAAACACAGGGAUGAUAAUCCUUGGUGGUGGAUUAGUUAAACAUCAUAUAUGUAAUGCUAACCUUAUGAGAAACGGUGCCGAUUUCUCUGUUUUUGUAAACACUGCUCAAGAGUUUGAUGGUUCGGAUGCUGGAGCUUCACCAGAUGAAGCUGUUUCAUGGGGAAAGAUAAAGAUGGACGCAAAACCAGUGAAAAUAUGCGCAGAAGCUACAUUAAUAUUUCCACUCUUGGUUGCACAAACGUUCGCGCGCGAUUUUCAUAGUAUAAAAAAGUGAACAGUUACACUCGUGUUUCUUAUUAAAACAAAACUUUUCAUUUCUAAGGAAUUUUAGUGAUAUAGGUGUAUGUAUACCAGUUUUUGUCUGAUGCAGUGUUCUGCUACAACUUAAAAUUAUAAAAUUACAGAAUAGAACAUGGUAUUUUAAGAAUAGAAUAUGAUAUUUUAAGACCUAUUAUAUCUCUUUUUAUCUUGGUUUGAUUUUUUAAAACUUGAAUAAAUAUCCAGUGUACUAAAUUGAAUAAAUGUCCAAUGUACUGGCACCAAGUCACUGUUGUAUAGGCUAUUAUUCUAGAGUUUAAAAAACAAAUGUGUUUUUUUUUGUUGCAAGCGAUUCUGUUACUAUUAAGUAAAAUAUUAUGUUAGAAAAUAUUUUCAAAGUACUGUACUUUUAAGUUUCAAUAAACGGAAAAUGUUGUUGUUUUAAUUCCAA
Molecule: messenger RNA, 1592 nt
Organism: Ciona intestinalis (vase tunicate)
Lineage: Eukaryota; Metazoa; Chordata; Ascidiacea; Phlebobranchia; Cionidae
Source: RefSeq, a predicted model, not a curated record